Messenger RNA from Triplophysa rosa, 4629 nucleotides. RefSeq names its product ubiquitin specific peptidase 4 (proto-oncogene) (gene usp4). Lineage: Eukaryota; Metazoa; Chordata; Actinopteri; Cypriniformes; Nemacheilidae. Gene Ontology annotation, molecular function: cysteine-type deubiquitinase activity. Gene Ontology annotation, biological process: protein deubiquitination. The record is from RefSeq and is a predicted model, not a curated record. The transcript has 22 exons. The coding region runs from base 34 to 3051 and encodes 1005 amino acids.
GCCCGCGGUCACUGCGGGUUCACUCGCUGCACGAUGGCGGAGGGAGGCGGACCCGAGUCGGGUAACGCUUCAGACCCUGAUGAGAAGCCGGUGAUUACACAGACACCCGUGCCGUCCACUGAGAACCAAAAGCAGAGCAUAGGGACACUUCUGAAAACGCCGCUUCGGAAGGGAGACGAGUGGUAUUUGAUUGACAGCCGGUGGUUUAAACAGUGGAAGAAAUAUGUGGGCUUUGACAGCUGGGAUAUGUACAAUGUCGGAGAGCACAAUCUGUACCCGGGACCCAUUGACAACUCUGGGCUCUUUUCAGAUAAUGAAUCCCAGACGCUUAAAGAACAUCUUAUAGAUGAGUUAGAUUAUGUGUUGAUGCCUACCGAGGCCUGGAAUAAACUGGUCAGCUGGUAUGGCUGUUUGGAGGGUCAGAAGCCCAUCAUCAGAAAGGUGGUUGAGCAUGGGAUGUUUGUGAAGCAUUGUAAAGUGGAAGUGUAUUUGCUCGAGUUAAACCUGUGUGAAAAUGACAACAUCGAUAAAGUAGUCACCUGCCAUUUCAGCAAAGCGGACACUAUAGAUACCAUUGAAAAAGAGAUGAGGAGGUUAUUCGACAUCCCAUCAGAAAAAGAGACCCGGCUGUGGAAUAAAUAUAUGAGCAACACGUACGAACAACUGAACAAGCUAGACAGCACCGUACAGGACGCAGGACUUUUUCAAGGACAGGUGCUGGUUAUUGAGAAGAAGAACGAGGAUGGAACGUGGCCAAGGCAAAGCCAUUCCAAGUCCAGUACUUCCACCUCUCGAAAUUAUACAACUUCCCCGAAACUCUCCUCCAAUUCGUCUGCCACCGUUUCCUCCCCGAUAACGAAUGGGGAUAGCAAUAGCAACUCUGGUUUCAUGCUGAACAACAGUACAUCUGGUAACAGGUUGGGAAGUUACAACUCGUACAGUUCGUCCUAUAGUUACAGAGAAUCGGCCGCUCAGCCAGGCCUCUGUGGUCUGAGUAACCUGGGCAACACCUGUUUCAUGAACUCUGCUCUCCAGUGCCUGAGCAACACUCCCCCACUGACGGAAUAUUUCCUGGAGGAUCGGUACGAAGCUGAGAUCAACCGGGAAAAUCCGUUAGGGAUGCGAGGGGAGAUCGCAGAGGCGUACGCAGAUCUGGUCAAACAGAUGUGGCUUAGUAGGAGCAGUUACGUGGCUCCCCGCACUUUUAAAACACAGGUGGGUCGGUUUGCCCCGCAGUUCUCAGGGUACCAGCAACAAGAUUCACAAGAGUUGCUGGCCUUUUUGCUGGACGGCCUGCAUGAGGACCUUAACCGUGUUAAGAAGAAGCCUUACCUGGCCCUGAGAGAUGCUGAUGGACGUCCUGAUGAGAUUGUAGCUAAGGAAGCAUGGGCGAACCACAGGUUGCGGAACGACUCCAUAAUCGUAGACAUCUUUCACGGCUUGUUCAAAUCUACUCUGGUUUGCCCAGAGUGCUCCAAAGUUUCUGUUACCUUUGACCCCUUCUGCUACCUCACACUGCCCCUACCCAUGAAAAAAGAUCGCACUAUGGAGGUGUUCUUGGUCCGAAUUGACCCCCAGUCCAGAGCUAUGAAAUACCGUGUCGUGGUUCCAAAAAUGGGUGUAGUGGCAGAUCUUUGCAGCGCUUUGGCCAAAAUAUCUGGAGUUCCUUCUGAGAAUAUGGUUGUAGCAGAUGUUUACAAUCACAGAUUCCAUAAAAUAUACAAACGGGACGAUGGUCUCAAUCACAUCAUGGAGAAGGAUGACAUCUUUGUUUACGAGGUAUUAGAGGAAGACAGCGAGAGGAUGAACCUGCCCGUGUACUUCAGAGAGAGGCAUGCCAAGCACAGUGGAGGCUCCACUGGAACGAUGCUCUUCGGUCAACCUCUCCUCGUCACUGUCACGCGCCACAACCUUACCGUGGAUACGCUCUAUGACCUUGUGCUGGAGAGAAUCGGGCGGUACGUUAAGCGUUCGCAGGGAACCGUUACAGACAGUAGGGCGUCAGCCUCAGCCACCUCUUCUAGCAGUAGCCAAUCACCAGAAUGCGUCGCUUCCGUAUCCAGCACAGCACUGAGCGGCUGCAGCAGCCCGGUCUCAGAUGGAGCUUCCUGCAGCGCUGGAUCCAACGGCAGCCACCAUUCUGGAACCUGCAACGGCCCCAAUGGAGUUUGUGAUGGUGAUGAGGAGGCCAUGGAUCACCAGGAGAGUCCAGAACCGGAGAACAGCCACUCAGACACUGUGGACAGAGAGGAAGACUCAGAACCAGAGAACGGACCCAAUAGCAGCAGUGGGAAAUCGUUCUCCAAGCCUAAACUCUUCUCUUUCAGCAUGGUUAAUUCGUACGGAACAGCCAACAUUAGCUCUUUGCCUUUUGAUGGCAAUCAUCUUAAACUCACAAGUCAUUCUACAGUAGCCAUCGAUUGGGACUCGGACAUCAAGAAAACGUGCUAUGAUGAUGAUGAAGCUGAGGCCUACGACAAACACGAGAGCACGUUGCACACGCAGAAGAAGAAGACUACAGUAGCUUUAAGAGAAUGCAUCGAGCUCUUUACUACAAUGGAGACUUUAGGAGAACACGACCCCUGGUACUGCCCCACAUGUAAGAAACACCAGCAGGCCACUAAGAAGUUUGACCUGUGGUCUCUCCCGCGCAUCCUGGUCGUGCAUCUGAAGCGGUUUUCUUAUAAUCGCUGCUGGAGAGACAAGCUCGACACUGUUGUGGACUUUCCUAUUAGGGACUUGAACAUGUCAGAGUUUGUUUGCGACCCCAAAGCUGACCCAUACGUCUAUGACCUCAUCGCUGUUUCCAACCAUUAUGGAGGAAUGGGUGGUGGCCAUUACACGGCAUAUGGCAAGAACAAAAUGGAUGGAAAAUGGUAUUAUUUUGAUGACAGCAGUGUUUCUGCUGCUACCGAGGAUCAGAUUGUGACUAAAGCAGCUUACGUGCUCUUUUACCAACGCAGAGAAGCGGACACACCAUCCAAAUCUCCCCCCUCUGCAUCACUAGGUGGAGCUCCAGAGACCCUGGAUGACCACAUGGACACCAACUGAGUUUCUUUACUCUUUUAAAAAAAAAAGAACAGGCACUGAAAAAAAACUACAUAAAACCAACAAUGCAUCAACGCACAUCCCUGGCUACUUCAGUGACUAUUAAAGGCUCACGAAAAGGCCCUUUGUUUUAAGCUUUAUUUUAAUUUUCUUUCACACAUGCAUCAGAGCCAAAAAAGGAUAUUAAUAAUAAAUAAAGAGAUUUUUAGUUUGACGCGUGACAUGAAAGACUUUAUUCUUGGACCUUGAUGCCUGCUGAUAAUAGAAGCGAAUUUCUUUUGUUUGAAAUGAGGGUAAAAUGGCAAUAUAACCUCUUUUUUUGGACGACAUGAAUGUUAGUUGAAAUUUUGCAUAGAUCUGAAGAGGGGAACUGCCUAGAAAUAGACCAUGUAUGCAACACUACGCUCAUCUGAAAUGUUUUGCCUUUUCUCACUAAUGUUGGACUCUAGCUUUCAGCAUCUUGUAACGUGCCUCCUGUGAAGAAUAGAUUCUCUGUGAAUUUUUCUAAGCCUGUGGUGAUGAGCACAGAGAUUCUCUUGGGGAAGCUUGUGCUUUAUAUUAAGUAUUGUCUCCAUGUUUUAUCAAUCCCAUCACAAGGCAGUCUGCUGGAUAAAUAUGCCAUAAAAGUGGGUGUUGGCCUGAGAGUUUUUACUCUCAAGGUUGCUCAAACUAGAUGCCACAAAAUGUCAGGUUGACAUUUCGCCCUAAACUUGAGAAAGAGAUAUUUGCUUGCGUUUUGAAGAUAAUAGGAGGAGGACAUUAAAAUAAUGUUCAUGCGUUUACUACCCUGAAAUAAGGGUUUUAAUCUAAAUGGCACUUUUGGAGUAUCCAGUUUCUCAUUGGAUGGUUUGUGCUUUAAUGCAGAAUUUGACAAGUUUCGCAAUGAUUUUUUUCUGACUGGAGACAAGAAAUAUUAAGCCAAAUGUGGUGCUAAAUUUAUGACAGUUGGAACAGGUAAAUGUACACGACAGAGAUUACCAUACGGGUUGGUUUAAUUGGAUAUCACCUUGAUACAGAAAUAGCCAUGUUAUUUCUUGUAAAUGUAUUGGCACAUUAGCCAUCUGGUUGUGGCACAAUGGGUAUAUCAUGGCUUUAGCAAUGUUACAAAUGCAUCAUUCUGCUAAUAGCGUUAUACACAACAUUGUUUUGUCCAUUACUCCAAGCGUAUCUUUUUUGUGGCAAAUGGCAUGCAAUUUUCAUAGUCUGCAGAAUGGUAACUGUGUUAUUAUUCCUGUUGUUUACUUUGGCAUUAGCGGUCAUCGGUAGGUAUAUACACUGUUGUUGUUUAUUUAUGGCAAUGACAAAUUGAUCAUCCAGCUGGUGAAUUAUAAAUCCAGCUUUAAAAUUUAAAGGCAAACUAAGUUCAGAUGCAUUCUAACUACCCCAUUACAGCUGCCUUUCUAAAGAAGUAACACACAUUUAAGUUUUUGUUUGGUUCAUUUUUUUUGCAUAGAUGUACUUGAUCAGUAUCUGGGGCACAGUACUGCUUUGUGUUUUAAUAUUUAUCAUGCCAAGAUGUGCAACACCAGGUUUUGAUUAAGCAUAUUUUAAUUGAAAAUAUAAUAAACAUUUUGAAGUGAU